Molecule: messenger RNA, 3322 nt
Organism: Liolophura sinensis
Lineage: Eukaryota; Metazoa; Mollusca; Polyplacophora; Chitonida; Chitonidae
Product: ubiquitin-associated domain-containing protein 2-like
Exons: 10
Coding region: 12-1067 (351 amino acids)
Molecular function (GO): protein binding; serine-type endopeptidase activity
Source: RefSeq, a predicted model, not a curated record
UGGCGGACAAGAUGUUGUCGCCGUAUACUGCCGGUGGAUUUUUCAAGACUCCAGUGAGUAAGGUGUUGGUUGGGUCGUCCAUUCUCAAUUACUUCCUAGUGAGCUUUCCCUUGCAACAUUACAAACAUCUGUUUGUGUACAAUCCCUCGUUAGUGGUGGAUGAAGGACAGCUAUGGCGUCUCCUCACGGCCAAGCUGGUAUUCCUGGAUAUGAAGGACGUGCUCAUUGGUGCCCUCAUCUUUUAUUAUCUGCGGAUAUUUGAGCGUAGAUUCGGCUCCAGGAAGUAUUGUUCCUAUUUGUUGGGUUCAGGACUACUCGCCUCCAUGCUAGAAAUACUGAUGAUAUACGGCUGUAAAAGAUUUCAUUUGGACCUGGGAAACUUCCCCUCAGGACCGUUGUGUUUCCUCUACCCUCUGUACAUACCAUAUUUCUGUGACAUACCACGAGUUGCCCUAACACACAUGUGGGGAAUCCCUGUCACCGGCAAAUCUUUCACCUACAUUCUAGGUUUACAGAUAGCAAGUGGAACAGUAGAGUCCGGUUUGCUGGCGUUCUGUGGUUGUAUGGCUGGCAUAUUUUACCGCCUCAACUUUCUGAAGAUCAAGUCCCUCGUAACGAUACCCGAAUUUUGUGCCCGUAUCUGCGACAAGACAAUUGGUCGAGCUCUCGUCACUCCAUCACCGCGAGUUCCUGCAAAUAUGGGGGCCACGAUAGAAAUACAACGCCAACAACAGUUGGAGCGCCUGGAGCAGCAGAUGGACUGGGGACAGUUCCAGCAGCAACCCUGGGGGCUCAACAUUGGCCGGCCGCAGCCAAGGAAUGUGGCCAAUGGUGCAGGAAUAUUUGGUCAAGGGAAUGUACGACACCGCCAUAAUCAGAAUCCAAGUGUUGGUGCAGAAGGUGGAGGUUCCGGUGUGGGGGUUGCUGGAGCUGCAGCAGGACCCCCUGACUCUCAGGUAAACAUGCUAAUGGAGAUGGGGUUCACACGGGACAAAGUGCUUCAGGCCCUGAUGGUGACAAACAAUGAUAUGAACAUGGCUACAAAUGUGCUCCUACAGGAGUCCUAGAGUUAAAAUAAAGAGCUUCUGGAGGAAAACUAAAGGGCCAUAUGGCAGAGCAGCACAUCUAAUCAUUUGUCAUGGCCAUAUUUGUGUUUGUAGGUGUUGCUAAGUCUCCUAUAAUUGUCUCCUUUAAAUGAUUCAUGAUCUCCUGUGAUCAGCCAAUAAUCUUCUAGAUGGGUGUAACAGCAUUCUCCUACAACAUGCUCUUACAACAGGCCCCACAACAAGGUUCUACAGCAUGCCCAUAUGAUGUGCUCCUACAGCAUACAUGUACUCCUACAACAGGCCCCACAACAAGGUUCUACAGCAUGCCCAUAUGAUGUGCUCCUACAGCAUACAUGUACUCCUACAACAGGCCCCACAACAAGGUUCUACAGCAUGCCCAUAUGAUGUGCUCCUACAGCAUACAUGUACUCCUACAACAGGCCCCACAACAAGGUUCUACAGCAUGCUCAUAUGAUGUGCUCCUACAGCAUACAUGUACUUUUACAACAUGACCCACAACAAGGAUCUACAUCAUGCCCAUAUGAUGUGCUCCUACAGCAUACAUGUACUCCUACAAUAGUCCCCACAACAAGGUUCUACAGGAUGCCCAUAUGAUGUGCUCCUACAGCAUACAUGUACUUCUGCAACAUAACCCACAACAAGGUUCUACAGCAUGCCCAUAUGAUGUGUUCCUACAGCAUACAUGUACUCUUACAAUAGGCCCCCACAACAAGGUUCUACAUCAUGCCCAUAUGAUGUGCUCCUACAGCAUACAUGUACUUCUACAACAUGACCCAUAGCAAGGUUCUACAGCAUGCUCAUAUGAUGUGCUCCUACAGCAUACAUGUACUCCUACAACAGGCCCCACACCAAGGUUCUACAGCAUGCUCACAUGAUGUGCUCCUACAACAUUACCACACAGCACGCACCUGUGAAACAACCCCUAAUAUGAUUCUACAGCAUGCCUAUAUGAUGUGCUCCUACAACAUUACCCCACGAGGUUCUACCUGUCAAACAGGUACAUUUCAUGACGCUGAUGUUUGACCCAGAUGCCUUGAAAUAAAGGUCUUGUGUGCUAAGUAAGUUGAAGUUCGGCUCGGAUUACGAGAUACUUUACCUGACGCCAACUUUUGUAGGUUUUGUAAAACAAGGUCUAACUUGUUCUUUAACUAAAAUUCUGCACAUGAUCAUUUGAACUGUGGGUGAUAAGUUGUUAAGUAGGGAGAUAAAUAUUUAGAACAGCCUUACCUCCCUUGGCUUAAAUGUAGCAAGAACAGGCAGCUCAGCUUCAGUACUUUCUUUACAUUUUUCAAAAGAAUUUUUUUUUGUAAAAAUGCUGAUGGCUGCAAUUCAGCUGUAAUUAUGAAGUUUUGUGAGCAAAUAUGUGUAUAUACAUGAUUAUUUAAUGUGUUUAAAUUGUAAAGUUAAAUGGCGACAUGAUUAUUUAAUGUGUUAAAAUUGUAAAGUUAAAUGGCGGUCUUCAUUGAGUUAUGGCCUCUUAUUGGUGCGCAAACCAAACUGGUGGACAGAAAUAUUUUUCUUUUCAUUCUCUACAUGUAGAUGACGCCAUGAUUGCCCGUCAAGUUCUGACAAAUCCCUCCGGUGUCUAUUUUUAGCUGAUACUCAGCCGCAUGUACAUAUAUAUAUAUAUAUAUAUACAUAUAUGUAUAGAGAGAGGUGUUGUAAAAGGAAAAAUGCCUAUGUUAGAAAUUGAUAAAAUACCUCCUGUAAUUUUGGCAGUAAAUUAUUUAAUGUUCUUCAGUGAAAUUAAUUGUCAUGUGAAGCGUUUCUGUUUUGACAUGUAUCAUUCACCAUUUUGUACCGUUACCAAAUUUGUACAAUUCUCACCAUUGACGAAUGUGUCCAGGACCUUGAAAUGAUUUCAGAAAAAAAAUGCCUCUCUCCUUUUGUUUCAAAAUGGCUGUCUUGAACUCUGAAGAAAAUUGAGAAAGAGUUAGAGGCAAUCAUUAAUUUAUUUUUUUCACAGAAAAUCUUCUAUCAUUUUUCUACAUGUAAAAAGAUAUAUUUCUAUUCAUAUGUUUUCAACUAUCAGGGGUUUCAUUCUUGUUUUCUAUUGAAAAUCCGAAACAAAAUUCUUUAGUUGUUUGGACAUUAAGUUUAAUUCUCUGUAAAGAGAAGACGGAAUCAAGCAGUGCCACUGGAGUGACUUGAUUAAUAGAUCAUAUUUAUAUGAAGCUAUUGUUUUACAUUUGAAUAUAUAUAAAGGUAUAAUAUUGUGUACAUAAUGUAAGCAUAAUACAUUAACAAAGACUUCA